AUGUCGUCUUCUGCGGUUGUCGGGAUUGGCGCAGGAAUUGGCGCGCUCUUUCUUUGCGCCGUCUGCUUCAUCGGUUUUCAGAUAUACAAGCGCAAACGCGAACACAAUCCCGAGAUCGCCGAGAUCGAACAAGGAUUUCCUCCUGCCCGUCCUGUAGAGGUCACUCAACUACAUCAAGGAUCUGGAGUCUGCCAAUUGCCAUUCGUGCCUCCCUACGUACCUUGUGGGGGAUGGGGCGCACUUGCAUCGACAGAGACGAUUCACCAUCUACCGCCGUUCGCACAGGUCAACAAUCGCACUCAUCCGGCAUUUAUCUUUCCUGAGGAGCAGACUCGGACGGGAUGGAACUUUCCUGGAAGGAGACCAAGGAUAGGGCGUAUGCCAUCCAAUGCCAGAAGAUUACAAGCUCUCUCGGCAAUUAUUGAAAGCCCAAGAGGAGGGACGCCUGGUGGAGGUUCCCGAAGUUCGCCAGCUGCUACCAAAGGGGGUGCUGUGAGAGAACGCGAGAUCCAUUAUGCUUCUGUGGGACCAUUGAUUGCAAAGCCUGAGGCUGUCAAAAUCGACUCGCCUCAAAUACCGCCUCGUUCCUCUUCACGACCGAUACAACUCACGGAUCCGCCCAUACAAGUCUCGCUCACUAGAGAACCUUCUAUAGGACCUCGGGCGGCUCGUUCAAAAUCUUUGGGGGCCGUUUCUGAUCCUAACAAGCCCAACUCUGCGAACACGUUCGCGUCUGCUCCCGGACCGGCGCCUACCGGACCGCUACCUCCUCUGCCGCCUCUUCCAAGGAACAUCAGUCGCCAAAGCGGUUACAAUCCCGCGAAUCGUCAUAGCGCUCUGGGUAUACCUUCAGCAAAGCACAACGAGAGCACAUCGACCAGUCUGAACAGUAGUCCUGAGCGCAAUUGGGAACGUAUAAUAAGCUCCGGGAACGUCAAUCAAAUACCUGAGUACAAGAACAAUCAGAAAGUGACAACAACAGAUGACGCUGCAGCCGAAGCAGGGGUCGAGGUCUCGUCGAAUGGUGACACUUCACGACCAGCAAGCUAUAUCGGUCACAGGAGGAGUCUCGUGUGUCUCAGUAUCACCUCAAGCGGCAGCAAUCGCAACUCUGUCACAAGUCUUGCUUCCACGCUGGAGAAGCAGUCAAACAGAUUGUCUGUACCGCAAAUCCUCAAUGUUGACCGCAUCAGCAUAAGUCGUGUGUCAUCAUCUGGCUCGCUCAGUAGGGGUAAUGGCGGCGUUACAAUGGUUAGCACACCAAGGCGACACACCGGAUCCUCAAGAGUUUCAGCAACAGGGUCUCCACCAGAGAAACCCAGAUCAAGCGUCUUGCGUGCUGUGUCUGGCAACGCAGGCUCGCCACAGAGGCCGAUGAAGAAUGCAUUGAGAGACUCGGACGCUGACAGUAUGUCUAAAUGGGAAAAGUCAGUGAUAGGGCCUAAACACUCGAUCUUGAAAGGAAGUCCAAGCGCAAGAAAGAGGCAUCGUCGACAAAACUGCGUUCGUCUGUCGACACUCGCACCAACUGUUCUGGGUCCCGCAUCAGAGUCUCAAAGUAGAUCAACGAGUUCUUCCAUGGAUGGGAUCCGAGAAGAGUCACUAGAUGACGAAGAAGGUCCAACCGCUGACAAGCACCUGAAUGGCGACAUAACCCUUCGGCCGCGGACUACUGUGGAUCCCUUGAGAUUGCGGGCGUCACUCACGCCUAGCUCUCCAACUCUGUCCAUGGUAGCAUAUCGAAACGAACCUCUACAGUGGAACAGCCAGGUCAAUUAUAGAACUGCAUCUUAUGUGUCGCAAGCAGUAAAGUCACCACUAUCACGUCAAGCCUCGUUGUUCAGCAUACCGAGUCUGCCAGACGUGAGUCUUGUGGGCGAAGACGAGACUGCUCCACAAGGCUCAGAAACACCUGCAAUCGAAUUCACUCGUCCCUCGACUGAGUGGUCCGAGCAUGAACGCAGUCCUUCAUUUGGUUUGCAUGUCACGCCAAGUAACUCCACACGUUCAGUCUACAUUCCCGAAUCAUCUCCAUCGCUCCCAUCGUGGUCAAGCAAGUACGACCCAUCUUGGCCAAUGCUGAUAACGAAUCCGUCUGCAAGUGGACAAGAAUACGAUCCGAACAGACCAAUCUCCGUAUACUCCUCGGAUGAGGACGACAGCAGUUCUCCCAAGUUCCCUUUUGCUGUUAAAGAGGAGCCCGUAACAGCAACCUGGUCUUCGCCGCCGUCGUUUCUGUGUGACUAUGCGAGUGAUAAGGAAAACGAGGAGGCAGAAUCACCGAAGAACGAUAGCAAAAUUGAGUCACCCUACGCCCGUACAGCGGUGCUAACAGACCGUAUUCGCUCGCCUUUCGAGUCUAUGCCUAUCCUCCGUCCUCAUGCUUCAUUCCUGGAAGAUCUAGAUCCAAGCCUACCGUCCCCACCUCCAUCUCCUAGCUCUAGCAUUUGCAAAACGCCGCCGCUUCUUUGUCGUAAGAUUAGCAAUGCUAGUGAGACUCUGCCAGGCGCGAGACUGUCGAAUCCCAACAACAGCGUUCAUCGUCAAAAUCGUCGUAGCAGCAGUAUAAGCCCACGUCGUCGCAGUGGUAGCUCAAGUCCUCAUCGUCGCAGCGGCGGCAUCGAGAAGCCUUCUUCUCGCAGCAAACGCGUCACAGGACCUCGUGCCCAGCCCCCGAAAGACAUUCGCAAAAGCAUCAUGGCACUCAGACGCAUGAACUCCUCAUUACAAAUUCCCGAGGAUGAAAUGGGUCAAGGUUCGCAUCGUUAUCUGCAUCUAGGCCGUGAAGCGGCUCUUGAAUUACCCUUUGACUUUGGCUUCUCGCCAGAAAACUCUGAUAAUGAGGAUGGUCCACCAAGAGAUAUCAUGAUGGAACAGGAAGAAGACGAGGAUGACGACAAGGAAAGCAGAGAGUGCCAAUACGUCACUUAUUCGCCUUCGAAGCCUAUGCUCAGUCUUCUCACCACAUUACCCGAAUCUACAAGGAUGCCACAUACACAUCUCUCCGUGUGGAGGAACGGGGAGGGAUACUGGGCUGAGCAGGAACGUCGUGUCAAUGAAGCCGUAACGUCUAGCCCUGUGGAUACACCCACUAGUACACUUGACAAGAUGCUAGGCUUGGAAGCCAAAGAAGGGCAGGUUUUGGUGUCGGAGUCGGGGAAAGGGUUACAAGUCUCAAACGAAGGAAAAGAGACAACGACAUGGGACAAGAGAAAGAGCAAAGCCAUGGAGACGCCAAAGAGGUCGAGGAGUCCAUACGAUCAGCAGGGAUUUUACAGAAGCCCCUGA
Molecule: messenger RNA, 3288 nt
Organism: Aureobasidium subglaciale EXF-2481
Lineage: Eukaryota; Fungi; Ascomycota; Dothideomycetes; Dothideales; Saccotheciaceae
Exons: 1
Coding region: 1-3288 (1095 amino acids)
Source: RefSeq, a predicted model, not a curated record